CUUUUCGUACACGGCGUACGGUCCACGUCGACGCGUACGCGCGAUUCACGAAAUGUCUCGAUCGGUCGAUGAACAAGGUAAAGGGAGGCGUGAUUGAAAUGAGAGGAGCAAAGUGUACUGUAGACGUCAUUAUUUUCUCCUUAAGAUAAAUAGUAACGGGAAAUUGGUGGUGACAGAACCGGUAGUAGGAUGACACCCCACCCGGUGGAUCGGAAAAUCUCAUGUCGAGUCUGAAUCAAUCUCCAUCCGAGGAGGCCGUUUUAUCUGCGCGGGGUUAUAAAUUCCUGAAAAAGCUGGGCGAAGGUGCUUACGCGAAGGUAUAUCUGGCGGAAUAUAAACCGGAAUCCGAUCCGGACAAGAACAGUACUCUGGCGUGCAAAGUGAUAGACACCGGAGAGGCGCCCAAAGAUUUCGUCAAGAAAUUUCUUCCCCGGGAACUGGACAUACUGGUGAAAUUGAAUCACCCGCACGUGGUGCACGUGCACAGCAUAUUCCAGAGACGCGCGAAAUAUUUUAUCUUUAUGCGGUACGCCGAGAACGGCGAUCUCCUCGAGUUCAUUUUGAAGAACGGUGCAGUGGGAGAGAGUCAAGCGCGCAUAUGGUUCAGACAACUUUCGCUUGGUCUUCAAUACUUGCACGAGAUGGAGAUAGCUCACAGAGACAUGAAAUGCGAGAACGUUCUUUUAACUUCGAAUCUUAAUGUGAAACUCGCCGACUUUGGAUUCGCUCGUUACGUGGUAGACAAUCGCGGUAAACGCGUUCUCAGCGAUACCUACUGCGGUUCCCUGUCGUACGCCGCACCGGAGAUCCUUCGCGCCUCCCCGUACAAUCCGAAGAUCGCCGAUCUCUGGUCUCUCGGCGUUAUCCUCUACAUACUCCUGAACAAGUCGAUGCCGUUCGACGACACCGACAUCAAACGCCUCUACGAACAACAGACGAAUCGGAAAUGGAAAUUUCGUAGCAAGAUCGCGGAAGCGCUCAGCGAUCAAGUCAAGAAAGUGGUGACUCGCCUCCUGGAACCCGACGUCUCGAAACGUUGGAAACUGGAUCAGGUGGUGAACUGCGAGUGGAUCGCGAUGGAUCCGCGGCUUCUGGUUCUCACGCCCGCCGAACAAGCUGCUCUGAAUCACGCGACGCAGGAGAAGAAGAAAAUGGAGGAGAAGAUCUCCGCGAAAGAUCCCAAACUGUUCAAAGUGGAAGAGAAGAAGAAAGUGACCGUCGAGGGAGACAAGAAGAAGGGGAUCGAAGAGGUCACCGUGAUCAAGAAAGCCGCCAGAAUAGCCAUAUCUUCCGUCGCGGCUGGAACGGGCGCGAUCAGGCGUUAAGCCGACGAACAUCGUAGCAGUCACGCGUAACGUCUUCGCGUCUUCGCGACGUAUCGAGAGAGGGAGAGAGAAGUCAUCGGCUUCCGGUCUCGUAAGGCGUCACUUAAGAAAAAGUUGAGAUCUCGCAUAA
This is a messenger RNA of Ceratina calcarata, 1455 nucleotides long. RefSeq names its product testis-specific serine/threonine-protein kinase 1. Gene Ontology annotation, biological process: microtubule cytoskeleton organization; intracellular signal transduction; protein phosphorylation. Gene Ontology annotation, cellular component: cytoplasm. Gene Ontology annotation, molecular function: ATP binding; tau-protein kinase activity. The record is from RefSeq and is a predicted model, not a curated record. Lineage: Eukaryota; Metazoa; Arthropoda; Insecta; Hymenoptera; Apidae. The coding region runs from base 222 to 1325 and encodes 367 amino acids. The transcript is spliced from 5 exons.